Molecule: messenger RNA, 2294 nt
Organism: Aspergillus saccharolyticus JOP 1030-1
Lineage: Eukaryota; Fungi; Ascomycota; Eurotiomycetes; Eurotiales; Aspergillaceae
Product: lysophospholipid acyltransferase
Exons: 4
Coding region: 210-1889 (559 amino acids)
Biological process (GO): lipid modification; glycerophospholipid biosynthetic process
Cellular component (GO): membrane; endoplasmic reticulum
Molecular function (GO): 1-acylglycerophosphocholine O-acyltransferase activity; 1-acylglycerol-3-phosphate O-acyltransferase activity
Source: RefSeq, a predicted model, not a curated record
UGUCAUUACUUGGAGGUUUUUCGUGUCCCUUCAAAGUUCAACUUUUCUUUUCCCCACGCCCCCCUCCUUCGAUUUUAUUAUAACACUUCACACUCAAUGCAGAUGUUGUCUCCUCUACUUCCAAGUAGUGUUUAAGAGCCUCUCCUUUCACCUCUCCCUCAUUGAUUUCUCCUCACUUACUUUGUCCGUCCUUCUCAUCCUGCGACAUCAUGUUGCCCUUUGUUGAUUUCCUGUUUGACUAUCCCGCCAAGAUCACAGGGGCUUCUAUUGACGAGCUCAAGCUCAUUGCGUCAUUUCUCCUUUCAUAUCCUCUGGCCGGCUUGUUGAAGCGGAUUCCCGAUGCUCAGCCCUGGAAGAAGAACGCUUUCAUUAUCGCCGUAUCGCUGUUCUAUAUUGUUGGCUUGUUUGAUCUGUGGGAUGGUCUUCGCACCUUGGUCUAUAGCUCCGCGGGAAUUUAUCUGAUCGCCUACUACAUUGAUGGGUCUUUGAUGCCAUGGAUAGGCUUUGUCUUCUUGAUGGGCCACAUGUCUAUCAAUCACAUCUUUCGGCAAAUGGUCGACGAUGCUCAGGUUGUGGAUAUUACUGGUGCUCAGAUGGUCCUUGUCAUGAAGCUCUCCGCGUUUUGCUGGAACGUACAUGAUGGCCGAAUACCUCAAAGCCAGCUAUCAGACGCCCAGAAGUAUGCCGCGAUCACUCAAUUUCCUAGUGUGCUGGAUUAUUUGGGAUAUGUAUUCUUUUUCCCAUCUCUUUUCGCUGGUCCGGCUUUUGAUUAUGUCGAUUACCGCCGCUGGAUUGAUACCACUCUGUUCGAUGUACCUCCCGGAACCGAUCCCUCUAAGGUGCCCCCGACCCGAAAGAAGCGCAAGAUCCCAAGGAGCGGCACUCCCGCUACGAAGAAGGCCAUUGUCGGCUUGACCUGGAUUUUCGUUUUCCUGCAGCUAGGCUCCUUGUAUAAUCAGAAUACCCUGCUCGGAGAAAGCUACAUGAAAUACUCGUUUCUGAGACGGGUUUUCAUCAUGCACAUGGUCGGGUUUACCGCUCGAUGCAAGUACUAUGGCGUCUGGUCGCUGACAGAGGGUGCCUGCAUCCUUUCCGGCAUGGGAUACAACGGCUUCGAUCCCAAGUCGGGUACGGUCUACUGGAACCGACUCGAGAAUGUCGAUCCAUGGAGUCUCGAGACGGCCCAGAAUUCCCACGGCUACUUGGGCAGCUGGAACAAGAACACCAACCAUUGGCUACGGAACUACGUCUACCUGCGCGUCACUCCAAAGGGGAAGAAGCCCGGUUUCCGCGCCAGCAUGGCCACCUUCACAACCAGCGCUUUCUGGCACGGCUUCUACCCUGGGUAUUACUUGACGUUUGUUCUGGGCUCCAUUAUCCAGACUGUCGCUAAGAACUUCCGCCGACAUGUUCGACCCUUCUUCCUCACUCCUGAUGGCAGUAAACCCGGCCCCUACAAGCGCUACUAUGAUGUCAUGAGCUGGCUCGUCACUCAAAUCACCAUGUCCUUCACCGUCAUGCCCUUCAUCUUCCUCUCCUUCGGCACUUCUGUCGCCGUCUGGCGCAGUGUCUACUUCUAUGGCAUUGUCAGCAAUCUUCUCUCGAUUGUAUUCUUCGCCAGUUCCGCUAAGGCCAUCCUCGUCAAGAAGCUCAAAGCGCGCGGCACUAACAGGCCGUCACGCAUCUCACGCACGGCCAGCACUGAGUCUCUCCGGCAACCACCGACCCUGGGUCUUCCUAAUGACGCCAUGCAGGAAUUUGAUGACGCCGUCCAGGAGAUAAUCUCCGAAAUCGAAUCCCGUCGCAGGCGCGGCAGUGUCGUCACUAUGCCCACGGGCGAAGAGCUGAAGAUUGCAGUCGAGAAUAAGAUGGGCCGCAAACUUCCCUGAUUCUCGACAUCGAUUCUGCCCGUAAGCUAUGGCAAGGGUGUGGAUGGAUGGGGAGGAAUAGCCACGUGAAAGACGAUAAUACAACGCCUGACCCAUCCUUUCUUACCUCCAGCACGAGUUAUUACGAUACCCUUCCCUUUUGAGUGGGUUGGUUAGUCUGCCAAGUUGCGUCUCAUCAUCAUGGCUGGGUCCCAAGAAGCUGGCCGAUCAAUCUUCUUGGAGGGACUUGUCAGAGCUUAAACCUAGAAUUCGGAUCGAGAGCUUCGCACAGUUGUUCGGUAAUUCCAUCAUGCAAUAUAUAUCCACCAAUGUAUUGUGUUCUUUAUAUAGUCCUUGAAACCCUGCUCGAACUCACAGCGAAAGGGUAACGAGAGGACUGAUGUAAAAUAGACAAAUGAAAGAAGG